AAAGCAUGUUGCUUGCCAUUUAAGGCAGGAACUGUUACAUACAUCUUUUAAUUCUUCCCUCCGAGAAAUUUUGAGGCGCUUGGAAAUGGAAGCAGACUCCAUUAAAUCCAGUCUGUUGGAAACUAAGCAAGAGCCAUCAGUAGAGGAUUGUCAUCGCAAUUCCAGCCAUCACUCUUUAAUUAAUGAAAUUUGGUUGGAAUCCAAGAAGCUCUGGUUAAUUGCUGGCCCUGUAAUCUUUACUUCAAUAUGUUUCUAUUCUAUGGGAGCUGUAACCCAGGCAUUUGCUGGGCACCUUGGAAAUAUCGAACUUGCUGCAGUUACCAUCAAUGAUGCAGUUAUUGGAGGCCUGGCAAUGGGAAUUAUGGUGGGAAUGGGCAGUGCAUUGGAGACGUUAUGUGGGCAGGCAGUUGGAACAGGGGACAUUCAGAUGCUGAGUGUGUAUAUGCAGCGUUCUUGGAUUAUUUCCAUAGCCACAGCAAUUGUACUUACUCCUCUUUAUAUAUUUGCUGGGCUAAUACUCAAGGCAUUUGGACAAUCUGAAGAUAUAUCUCAAGUCACCCAGAAAUUUUGCAUUUGGAUGCUUCCCCAACUCCUUGCAUUUGCAAUUUAUUUCCCAGUCCAGAAGUUUCUUCAGGCGCAGAGCAAAGUGAUGGCCAUGGCAUGGAUCUCUGUAAUAGGCUUGAUCCUCCACAUAUUCCUCUGUUGGAUAUGCAUAGUAAAAUUGGGUUGGGGUUUAGCCGGAGCAGCAGUGAGCCUGAACAUAUCUUGGUGGAUGAUAACAUUGGGGCAGUUGAUAUAUGUAGCAUGCGGUCCAUGUUCAGAUGCCUGGAGAGGAUUGUCCAUGUUAGCCUUCAAAGGUUUGGGGGCUUUUGUUAAACUUUCUAUGGCUUCUGCAGUCAUGCUAUGCUUAGAGAGUUGGUACUUCACAGUCCUUAUUGUUUUAACGGGAAAUUUGAAGAACCCAACUGUUGCAAUAGACUCAAUGUCAAUCUGUAUGACAGUACUGGGAUGGCAAAUUAUGAUACCAAUGGGAUUCAAUGCAGCCAUCAGUGUGAGAGUGUCCAAUGAACUUGGAGCGGGGUGCCCAAAAGCAGCAAAGUUCUCAACAGUGGUUGUGUCCUUUACUUCCAUGGUCAUAGGAAUUCUAUCCAUUGGUGUUAUCUACAUCACCAAAGAUUACUUUGCACUUCUUUUUACAGACAGUCAAGAGGUUAUCAAAGCCUCUUCCAAGUUUUCAACUCUUCUGGCACUAACAAUUCUCUUGUACUCCUUGCAAAUAGUUUUGUCAGGGGUGGCAGUAGGGUCAGGAUGGCAAGCUUUGGUAGCAUAUGUGAACAUAGGCUGCUAUUACAUUGUAGGCAUGCCAUUGGGUUUUGUCUUCGGAUACAAACUUAAUCUUGAGGGACAGGGCAUUUGGACUGGUAUGUUGUUGGGAGUUGUAAUGCAAACCCUUAUUCUCACCAUCAUCACAUAUAGGACAGAUUGGAUAAAAGAGGCCUCUCAAGCUGAAGAUCGAAUAAGAAUUUGGGGAGGUUCAGGAGGACAUGGAAAACAAAAGGAGUAGGAGCAGGAGCAGGAGAAUGGCGAACAUACACCCUUUCACGUUUGAAACGUAGUUUGGUAUGUCAGUUUUGUAAAACCAUCACCAGAAGCAAAAGACUAUAUUGCAUGUAGUUUUAGUAAUGUUAUCUCUUAUGCCUGCCAAAUAUGCUAUGUUGUCUCCAUAAUGUUAUUUGGACAAAAAUUCACAACUGCAUUUAAUUACACAUAUGGAUCCAUAUGUAUUUAUAGUAUUUUAAUAUAUUAAAAUUUGUAAGACU
Cryptomeria japonica (Japanese cedar) is the source of this 1820-nucleotide messenger RNA. Its product is annotated as protein DETOXIFICATION 33. The transcript is spliced from 9 exons. Gene Ontology annotation, molecular function: xenobiotic transmembrane transporter activity; antiporter activity. Gene Ontology annotation, biological process: xenobiotic detoxification by transmembrane export across the plasma membrane. The record is from RefSeq and is a predicted model, not a curated record. NCBI's taxonomy places the organism in Eukaryota, Viridiplantae, Streptophyta, Pinopsida, Cupressales, Cupressaceae. Gene Ontology annotation, cellular component: membrane. Bases 86 to 1564 code for a protein of 492 amino acids.